Molecule: messenger RNA, 651 nt
Organism: Closterium sp. Yama58-4
Lineage: Eukaryota; Viridiplantae; Streptophyta; Zygnematophyceae; Desmidiales; Closteriaceae
Source: the annotation of a GenBank genome assembly
AUGAGUAAGCUGCAGAGCGACGUGCUGCGCGAGGCGAUAUCAAACCUGCUGGCGGCGUCGCGCGAGAAGAACCGCAAGUUCUCGGAGACGAUCGAGCUGCAGAUCGGGCUCAAGAACUACGACCCGCAGAAGGACAAGCGUUUCAGCGGCUCCGUCAAGCUGCCGCACGUGCCGCGCCCCAAGUACCGCGUGUGCAUGCUCGGAGAUGCCCAGCACGUCGAGGAGGCGGAGAAGAUCAAUCUGGACUGCAUGGGCGUGGAGGCGCUGAAGAAGAUGAACAAGAACAAGAAGCUCGUGAAGAAGCUCGCCAAGAAGUACCACGCGUUCCUGGCGUCCGAGGCCAUCAUCAAGCAGAUCCCCAGGCUGCUCGGUCCCGGACUGAACAAGGCCGGCAAGUUCCCCACGCUCGUCACCCACCACGAGCCCCUCGAGAGCAAGUUGCUGGAGGCGAAGUCGACGAUCAAGUUUCAGCUGAAGAAGGUGCUGUGCAUGGGCGUGGCGGUGGGCAAUUGCGACAUGGAGGAGAAGCAGAUCUUCCAGAACGUGCAGCUCUCCGUCAACUUCCUCGUCUCGCUGCUCAAGAAGAACUGGCAGAACGUCAAGUCGCUCUACAUCAAGAGCACCAUGGGCAAGCCCCUCCGCAUCUACUAA